AUGCUGGGCACCACUCGGUGUCCGGUCGUCGCCGGCUGGCAGGACCGACUUCGAGACAAGGCAGUCCUUGCAGGCAUCUCGGGUCUGAGCGUGGGGACAGUGGCGGCCAUUGCCAAGGGACACCCCGUGGUCCGGUUCGCAGCCCAGAGCACGCUGAGCUUUGUGCUACUGGGAACACUGUAUGGAGGUGUGCAAGAAGCAUGCCGGCUAGUGAGGUGCCACGACAGCCCCGUCAACAGCGCCUUUGCCGGUGCCGCUGCCGGCAGCCUCAUUCACCGUGCCAACGGGAGGCACCCCCUGCACGGCGCCCUGGCCUACGGCGCCAUCGCCACCGCGGCGCAUGCUGCAUCGGCCGCGUGGCGGCCAGACGAGACGCUGCGGGACGUGCUGCGUGCGCAGCGGGACAGCGAGCUGGCGGCGCGAGAGGCGCGAGAGGCGGAGACCGGGCCCGGCUGGCUGCGGCGCCUGGGGGACGCCAUCGGCAUGCGGCGCAUGAGCGAGGCCGAGUGGGCAGAGUACACUGCAGCCCAGGACGAGAAGCAGCGGCAGCGGGUGCAGGCGGCGCUGGAGGGCAAGACCUCGCAGCCGCGGCGGGGCGGUGUGUUCGACUGA
Molecule: messenger RNA, 612 nt
Organism: Auxenochlorella protothecoides
Lineage: Eukaryota; Viridiplantae; Chlorophyta; Trebouxiophyceae; Chlorellales; Chlorellaceae
Exons: 5
Coding region: 1-612 (203 amino acids)
Source: RefSeq, a predicted model, not a curated record